AUGGCAUUAAUAUACGCGUCAGCUGUUAACAAACGUAUUGGAAAUAAUGGAUUAUCAAAACAUAAUAGAGGUAUUGGCCAUUCACAUGGUAGUAAAAGUGACAAAAAAUGUAGUCUUCAACUUCAUGACUUUUCUUCUGAAACAUUUGGUAAUUCUCAAGUUAGUUUUUUGAUUAAUUCAAAAGGAAACAAAAGGUCAGUAGAAGAAUUAAUUAUUAUACCUAAAUCAAAAAGUAGAGAGUGUAUUAGAAGUAUUUCUGUUUGUCGAGAACAUCCAUUUGCUAAAAAUGAUAGAUUUGGAUAUCAAAAGAUAGGAGAGAGUGUUAGCGCAAGUUCAUCUUCUCGGAAUUGUAGUGCAGAAUCUCGAGACGACUUAAGAUGUUGUCGUAAACAUUCAAAAAAUAAAAACAACAAAUAUUUUACCGGAGGCUCAAAGAAAUCUUUUUAUAAUGAGCAGACAAAAACAUCAAUAAAUAAGAUAAGUAAUCGCAAAGUUUCUGUUCCUCCAAUUUCAUCUUACAAAAUAAUUAAAAUUGAUGAUGAUAAUCAAUAUGAUAAAGAUUUUUUAAGAUCAAAAAGUGAAAAAAAGCAAUUAAUUACAUCAAAAGAAGGUAUCAAUGAAUGUUUAUGUCAAAGUGUAAUUAAACAAAAUCCCACUAAAUCAGUUUCAGUUUCACAUACUACUGAAAGAACAUUAUCACAUGUUAUUGAAUUAAAUGGUAGAAGAAAAAGUUUAAGUUGUGACAAUAUAUGUACACUUCUUGAAAAUAACAACAAUGAAAGUAUUGAUGUUACUGAAAAAAAUGAAAUAAGUGCAUUUCAAAAGAUGAAAAAUAGAUUUAAAAAAUGGAAGUUGUAA
This is a messenger RNA of Strongyloides ratti, 858 nucleotides long. RefSeq lists its product as hypothetical. The coding region runs from base 1 to 858 and encodes 285 amino acids. Lineage: Eukaryota; Metazoa; Nematoda; Chromadorea; Rhabditida; Strongyloididae. The record is from RefSeq and is a predicted model, not a curated record. The transcript is spliced from 2 exons.